Messenger RNA from Vanderwaltozyma polyspora DSM 70294, 933 nucleotides. It is a transcript of the gene PAN6, whose product is annotated as pantoate--beta-alanine ligase PAN6. Gene Ontology annotation, biological process: pantothenate biosynthetic process. The transcript has a single exon. The coding region runs from base 1 to 933 and encodes 310 amino acids. Gene Ontology annotation, molecular function: pantoate-beta-alanine ligase activity. Lineage: Eukaryota; Fungi; Ascomycota; Saccharomycetes; Saccharomycetales; Saccharomycetaceae. The record is from RefSeq and is a predicted model, not a curated record.
AUGAAGGUGCUACAUACUGUGAAAGAAGUUGUUGAAUGGAGAACCAAAGAAAUUGGUGAUCGUAGAAAGAUCAGUGUUGGGUUUGUUCCAACAAUGGGAUGUCUUCAUCAAGGGCAUGCUACAUUGAUCAAAACUUCAAAACAAGAGAAUGAUUUUACAGUUGUUAGUAUUUUUGUUAAUCCAUCUCAAUUUGCGCCAACUGAAGAUUUAGAUCAGUACCCUCGUACAUUACCUGAAGAUAUUAAAUUACUUGAAUCCUUAGGUGUGGAUAUGCUAUUUGCACCAACUGCCAAAGUUAUGUAUCCUCAAGGUAUCCCUUUGGAUGUCACUGUUCAAAGAGGACCCUUUGUGAGUGUUCUUGGUGUCAGUGAAAUGUUGGAAGGUACUACAAGACCAAAUUUCUUCCGUGGUGUAGCUACUGUAGUUACUAAACUAUUAAAUAUUGUUCUUCCAGAUAUUGCAUACUUUGGACAAAAAGAUAUUCAGCAAUUCACCGUCUUGCAAGUAAUGGUUAAUGAACUUUUCAUGAAUACUAAAUUGAAAAUGAUGCCAAUUGUAAGAGGAGAAAACGGUUUGGCACUAAGUAGUAGAAACAAGUACUUAUCACAAGAAUCUUUAGAAAUUGCAACAAACAUUUAUAAAGGUUUGAAUGAAGCCAAAUUACAAAUCGAAAGUUUGAACAAUGAUGGUGGAGAGAUAAAAAGUAGAGAUGAACUAGUUCAAUUGGUUUUAAAUAAAUGGAAACCAUUCAUCGAUUUAAACGAUUUCAAAGUUGACUAUAUAUCCAUCGCUAACUGGGGAACUUUGACUGAAGUAACCGAAGUUAAAGCUCCUAAAGAUGGUUUCCAAUACAUCAUUAGUUGUGCCGUUUACGUCACUGAUAGAGUUGACAAAUCACGUAAAGUAAGACUAAUCGAUAAUAUUGUCCUGUAG